UUUUUAAAAAGACCCAUUCGAUUGCUCGAUUACUCAAGCGAGAAAUUGAUCGAUACGAACUCUCACAUGCCUUUCUAUUGCAAGGUUUUAUGUUGGCAAUCCUACAACCAAGUAAAGUGUUGCUGUUGUACCUCCAAUGGGGAAUCAAGAUGGCCGAAGGAUGACAAUAUACAGCUGUCAACUGGUGCGAACGAGUAACAUUUCAAAGAAAUUGGAGGGAAAAUGUCUCACAUACAGUAUGUGGACGAGUUGGUAAAGGAGUACUUGCUCUUCAGAGGUUUUAGUCAGACUUUGAAGGCUUUUGAUAAUGAUUUGAAAGCGGAAAAAGAAAAAGGAUUUAGGGUAGAUAAAAUAAUCGAUCAAUUAAUGCAAUACAUAUAUAAUUAUGAUCUGGCAUCGCUGAGGGAACUAUGGGGACAUUUGGAUACUAGAAUGUUUUGCCGAUUGGAAAGUCAUUUUACACCUGCGGUCAGAAAAUUAGAAAAUGCUGUGCUAAAGAUGUACCUGGUGAAUGCAGCUGUGAAUGGCAAGCAAGAUAGAAUACAAGAAUUUUUUACUAAAAUGGCGCCAGAAUUACAGGGCCACUCAGAAUGGAAGGAAUGGUUUGCUCUCGCUUUUAUCAAGAAUCCUGAAGACAAUCCAGCUUAUUCUGUCCAUUUUAGUAAACAGUGGCAUGAUACUAUGUUAGUAUCCUUACAUAAUUUCUUAGCAACAAUUUUCCAAUGUAUGCCACAGCCGACAUUACUCACGAUUGAUGAGGAUACAAAUAAAUUAAAACGAUUGCAAGAGGAGAAUGAAAUACUCAAGCAACGGUUGAGUGAGUCUGUUAAAGUAGAAAGCAUAUCGGAUGUGAAUCCAGGUCCAGCACCACAGCAUCCUCCCAUCAUGGAUGAUUUUUAUAUUAUUGCUCAAGAGUCACCGUUACUGGAAAAUCCAAAGACACUGAGGAAUCUCAUAAGGAACAUUGGCGGUGGAUCCAGUCCGAUCCUAAGUAGAAAACCUGUAACAAACGUAAAAAAAGUUGCGGAACCUGAAAUGAGCUCGACUAAACGGACGAAUACAAAAGGACGGAUGAAUUCGAUCAGUAAGUCUGAGACAGUCGCCAAGAGGAGCAUCAGCUGUGAUUCAAGAUUAAGUAGUUCUAGGAAAAGAGACUCUUCUAUGGACACUACUGUCGAAAGAAAAACUAAAGAAAAAAUAGAUUCCAGUUAUAUUCUUUUAAGUCAGGAGGAAUAUACAGAACAUAAAACCUCCAUAAUUCAAUGUAAGAGUAACGCCAGUGGCUCGUACGUCGCAACGGGCGACGCCGAUGGUGUCAUCAAAGUAUGGACACCGAUUCCUUCACCAAAGACUGUUACCACGUUCACUUCUGCUACAGCGAAUUCUAAUAAAGCUAUCACCUCGCUAGACUGGAUAUCGAAGAAUGAACGCUAUUUCCUGCAUGGCGACAAUAAUGGUCUGAUUCAAUUGCACGACACGCGAGAUUGCAAAACGCUCUGGGAUAUUCAGCAUGAGAAUUCGCGAAUUGUCACUUUAAUCUGCAAUCCAACAGAAUCGACGUUCGUUUGCUCUGUAUCAGAUGGCAAUGAGGGUAAACUAUUGUUGUAUGAUAUAAAAUCGAAGAAACUUGAGAGAACGCUGCCGCUGGAGCAGAACGUCACCGCUCUGUGCUCUACUUUCAAUCAUAACGGCCAAUUACUUAUCACGGGAUUAUCCAAUGGCAAUAUACUCAUACACGAUCUGAGGCGAAACGAGAUAAUAGACAAUCUCAACUGCCACUCUAGCCCAAUAAUUGACAUAGAAUUAAUUAAUGAUUUUACGAACAUAUGCGCACAAAGCGAAGAUGGCAAGUUAUGCCAAAGGAGUUUGAAUCACUCUGGAAAGAUCUUGUGGGAGACCAAAAUCAAGAUUGAGAAGAAUCCUGUUCAUGGAAAACUAUUUACUUUCGAUCAGAGUGGCAAUUAUAUGUUACUUUGCACGCAGACUGGAGGAAAUAUAUACAAGAUGCCACCAGGGACACAAGGAAAGAUUUUAGAAUUAGGCGGACACAAGGGUACCCUAUGUUGCGACUGGUCGACUGCCAAUCAAUCUGGAACUUGUAUAACUGGAGGUGCAGAAGGAAAAGCUCGAGUAUCAACACUACUUUCACCAUGAUAUAGAAAUAAAAUUAGUAUUUGUGUAAAUUCGUAAGAUGAAUAGAUACCGAAGAUAUUAGUUACUGAUAUUAGUUAAAGAUCUGAUAGAUGUUCAUUUAUUUAUUAUAUUAAACUUGUGCAAAUGAUGUAGAGUAAUGAGUACAUCUCACUAGAUUUUAAAACAAUAACUGUAUUGCCAAAACGUUGGUAAUUCGGAUAAAAAAAUAUUUAAAUAUUUUAUGAAAAGUACAAUAUACUCUUGCAGUAAUUUCAAGUAAUAAUAUAAUCAUUUUUUACCUUUUGAAAAGCAAUCAGGGAUUACCAAAUGUAAUAUGUACAGAAAAUAUUGUAAUUAUUUUAAGAUGAUAAGUAUCUCUAUAAUAUUAUACGAUAAUUUUAAUCGGUUUUAUAAUAAACAAAAAGCGAUAAAAGAACAAUAUAGUCUCGUGUAUAAAGUUAUAAUUUAGAAAAAUAAAAAAUAUGUACAAGAGAUCAAGAAAAUGUCAAUAAAUACGAGUCAAUUUUAA
This is a messenger RNA of Pogonomyrmex barbatus (red harvester ant), 2662 nucleotides long. Its product is annotated as WD repeat-containing protein 91. Gene Ontology annotation, molecular function: protein binding; phosphatidylinositol 3-kinase inhibitor activity. The record is from RefSeq and is a predicted model, not a curated record. Gene Ontology annotation, biological process: early endosome to late endosome transport; negative regulation of phosphatidylinositol 3-kinase/protein kinase B signal transduction. Lineage: Eukaryota; Metazoa; Arthropoda; Insecta; Hymenoptera; Formicidae. Gene Ontology annotation, cellular component: late endosome membrane; early endosome membrane.